This is a messenger RNA of Candida albicans SC5314, 1344 nucleotides long. RefSeq lists its product as uncharacterized. Lineage: Eukaryota; Fungi; Ascomycota; Pichiomycetes; Serinales; Debaryomycetaceae. The transcript has a single exon. Bases 1 to 1344 code for a protein of 447 amino acids. The record is from RefSeq and is a predicted model, not a curated record.
AUGGAAAAUUAUAUCGAAGCAGAACUAUCAGGAAUGACAUGUAAAGUGUUACGAGUCUUUAAAAAGAAUGAAGCAGGGACCUCCAAUCUACCAUCAACAGCGUCACCGGUGACGCUGCUUCUGCUGCUGCUGCUGCUGCUGUUGCUGCAAAAGCCAAAACAUCAAAACAAAAAGAAUAUGAAUACUGCAUUUGAAGAUUUGGAUCCUGAAUCUCUAUUAUUCCAAGAUACACCAACAUUAUGUGAUACUACUUCAUCCAUCAAGCAUUUAGAAGAUGAAUAUCGACCAUUAUCGAAAAAUCAAUUGAAACGAUUAGCCAAGAAGAAUCAAAAGGAUAAAAAACUAUUAGAAUUGAAAUCUUUGGAAAAUAAUACCGAAAUUUUUUAUCAAGAAUUAAUGAAUACUGAAGCAUUGAUAUUACUCACCAUUGUGGAAGAAUUUGAUCUUAGUGAAAGAAUCCCCGGUUGGAUUGGUAAAAAAUUGAAUAAAUGGUUUGGGAAAAAUUCCAAAUUUCCUAUUUUAUGUAUUCGAUUUGGAUUAUUAGGAUUCCAUUGGCCAUUUAAACGAUCUACGUUUUAUUGUAGUGCCACUAAGAAACCAGUAGCUCGUGGUGCUGCAGUUUUAUACGCCAUAUCACAAUGGAAUGCUCAACAUGAGAAAUUAACCGUAUUAUUGGAUCCAACAUAUAAAGAUGUGAAUUUUGAAGCUGGGAUAACUUCGAGUGGAUGGUAUAAGAUCAAAUUACCCAAUUCUCAUAUUAUCGAUUUACGACCAUUUCAAAAUCAAACCAGUACAGAUUAUUUCAAAGCCAUCAAAUAUCGAACUCAAGAUAAUAGUUUUAAACAAGCUCAUGGACAAGUGAUUGAAACUAAUGUAUUUAAUUAUGAAAAUUGUCAGGAAAUCAUUAAUAUGAAUCAAAAUAUUUCUCAAAAUAGACAACUGUCAGGACAAUCACAACAAUUAUUACAACCAGAUUGGGAAUUCAUUUAUAAUUUAGGCAAUUUUUCUAAUGAAAAAAAAUAUCGAUCGUUAUUGUUUUUAAAAGUUGAUAAUCAAAUCAUUGCUUCAUGUGUGAUAUUCCGUUUGGGUGAUACCAUGACCUCAGAUAUCCAAGGUUUGGAUCAUGCUAUAAGUAAAAAAUAUAAAGCAUAUUUUGUAAUGAUGCAAGAAGUUAUUAAAAUUGGAUUGAGAGAAGGAGUUAAAUUUAUYGAUUUUGGUCCCACAACUGAAGAAGCUAAAGUUACUAUUGGUUGUAAUGUUGUACCAUUAUGUGGAUCAAUUUACCCGAAAAAUAAAUUCUUAGGACCCAUCAUAAAGUUUGCUGCCAGUAAAGUUGAUGUAUAG